CCAGUUUGGGCGUGUCUGCUAACUAUCCCCUUUGCUAACAGGCUCUGCGUUUCUUCUCAGACUCCUGACAUUGUAAAAGAAUUGGGCAUCAAAAGCUGCCCUCAGAGGCCCAUUGAUAUUCUGAACUGGGAACUCAUUUUCCGUAUCUCAAGCCCUUUCUCCUUUUCUUUCUUUCUUUCGCCUCUCUCCCUCUCCCCCUCUCCUUCUCUUUCUCUCCUCCCUUCUUGGAUAGCCACAUCCCCCUAGAGCUGAGUCAGACCUUCCUCUCUUCCACAGCAUUGCAGCACUUCAGCAGAAAAGCCAGUCUCCUGCCUCUCUGCCUCUGCAUCUUCCCUUGCAGCAUCCUCUCCACUACCCAUCUCACCAUCAUGGCCAGCACCGUCUCAGCGUACAAAGAGAAAAUGAAGGAACUCUCUCUGCUUUCAUUGAUCUGUUCCUGUUUCCACACCCAGCCACACCCAAAUACCAUAUACCAAUAUGGAGAUAUGGAGGUCAAGCAGCUGGACAAGAGGGCUUCUGGCCAGAGCUUUGAAGUGAUUCUGAAGUCACCUUCUGAUUUGUCCCCUGAGAGCCCAGUCCUCUCCUCUCCCCCCAAGAAGAGGGACCUGUCCCUGGAAGAGCUGCAGAAGAGGCUGGAGGCUGCAGAAGAGAGGAGGAAGAGCCAGGAGGCUCAGGUCCUGAAGCAACUGGCGGAAAAGCGGGAGCAUGAGAGGGAGGUGCUGCACAAGGCCUUAGAAGAGAACAACAACUUCAGCCGGCUGGCUGAGGAGAAGCUCAACUACAAGAUGGAGCUGAGCAAGGAGAUCCGUGAAGCUCAUCUAGCUGCCUUGAGGGAGCGGCUCCGUGAGAAGGAAUUGCACGCAGCUGAGGUGCGCAGAAACAAGGAGCAGCGGGAAGAGAUUUCUGGAUAAAGGGCUUUUCUACACAACUAGCACCUGCUUCCUAAUAACUAACAAACAAAACUCAACACUUUUUUUUUUUUGUCUAGAUGAGGCAACAUCUGAUUUCUCCAUUUCCAUUUCCCUCCCCCCACCCACCCACCCUUCCCUCUGGUGUACCAAGCUUCAUAUCUCUAUCCUCUCUGUAUCCUUAACUCGUGGGGGUUCCUAGGGGCCUCUCAGCAGAAUAGCAACUAGUCCACAAACAUUAAAUAUAGAAUCCAUAAACCAGCUUCUCUUUGGGCUUUUCUUCAGGAAAAAAAAAAGAUAAACCUUAAACUAAUGCACAAAAAUUAAGAUGACACGCUGAACAUAUUUGGCAAUGUUGUGAAGGUGAGGACUGUUCUCUAUGAAGCAUGGGCUGCUCUUGGUAGUUGUCUCAAGUGAAGCAACAGUGUGCAGUUGGACAAAGAGAAGCCUGUCCUUGACAAGUAGGGUAAUGGGCAAUUUCACAUGUUACAGGGUUUUUUAAAGACGUAAAUAUAGCUUUUAAAAGUAAACUUGAAAUGUAAAGUGAGGGCAACACAGCUGAACCAGUAUUGGCUAUGGCUUCUUGCUGGGCAUUGCUUCAGUGGCAAUAUGUCUCUGCCACUCUGCAAUGUGUGAAAAGGACCUACUAAGCCCUUAGCUUUCUCUGUGGCUGAAGUAGGGACUGGAUGAUUGAGGGAUUUGGUUAGAAAGAGCCUCUUGCAGCUUAUUCCUUGCUUUCUGUUGUCUGAUUUGGAGCUGUUGGUAAAUUAACUUAGUCGUUCAGAGCCUGUUUAGCCUCAGACCUAAUCAUGCCUAUGAACUGAACUAUGCUUUUAUUUUCACAAGAUUUCUCUUCAGGGCAAAGAAACUGGCUAGGCAAGGCCACUGCAUGAUCAAAAGUUCUGUGGUAAACAAGAGGCAUCUUGAAAUCUGGAGUAUUUCAGAUACCAGUAUUUCACGUUGACUAUUCACAUCCUCAGAAAAGAUACAAUGUGCAGGACUCUAGCUAAAUAUGGUGGUAAGCCACACCUCCCCCUAAGGAUGGAAGCAUCUUGUCAGUAGCAUUACAGGAGGCAGAACUGGGGUACAGAUCACACACCUUUGGUUUUUUCAGGUACUAUAUUGCAAAGGACAUAAAACCCUCUGUCACCAUCUCUGAUUGUUGUAACUUCCUAUAAGUAAGGAGGGGAGACUGCCUAGGAAAAGUAACAGGGAGGCAUGGUAGAACAUGUGCAUCUGUGUUAAUUGUGACGUUUCAGAGAUACAAAUGUGAAAGCAACUGAAUAGUUUUAUUUCCCCACCAAAAGUAGAGUAUAUGAUUCUGCAUAGCUAGUAGAAAUGUUCAGAUACAAUCUUCAGCAGUCCAAAGGUCUGUUGGAGCCAAUAUACACAUUCCCCUAAAACAAUUGGGUCCAAAAAUUACCCAACUUUAAACAGCAAAAUAGAUGCUUGGCACCAUCAGUUGUCAAUAUUGUUCACUUAAUUAAUAACCCUCCUUCUUGCUCGUGGUAUUAAAACAAUCAAAAUGCAGAAAUUAAGGCAGUGUUAUGCUUUCAAAAUUGUAAUGAAAUUCAAAGAAAUUGCAACCAGAAAAACAAAAAACCACCCUAAUCUUCCUCAGUCCCUAAAUGCCUGAUGGGAGAAAAGGGCUUUAUCCUGCCUUUUUCAAAAGUUAAAACAGUAAACAAAUUUAAAAUAAAGGUUUUAUAGCGCAUGCAUGUUUAAAUAGCUGGAUCCAGUCCCCUUUCUCAAUAAAACAGAAGCAGCCACAACUGAGAAAAUAUAUAAGGAAAGGGCAAUCACUCAGUGUUUAGAGCAUCUGCUUUGCAUGCAGAAGGUCCCAGGUUCAAUCCCUGGCAUUCCUUUGCCUUGUCUGAACUCCUGGAGAGCAGCUGCCAGUCUGUUUCCGGAAUACUAAGCUCAAUGGGUCAAUGGUUCGACUUAGUAUAAGGAAGUUUCAUAAGUUCCUAGCUUUUGCUUUCAUAUUAAUUUCAGGGAAAGCCAGCCAUUCAAAUAUGCAUAUGCCAUUCCAAGUGCGUGUGUUUUGACAUUUAAAUCCAGAUAACUUUUCUUUUUUAUAGUGGAAUCUAAAAAAUAAAGCAUGCCUCGCCCAUUAGGCUGGACAUGGCAUUGGCUCGGGGGUGAGGUAUGUGUGGUCAACCUCCCACUCUGCAGUUCAGCGGGUGGCCUUUUCAAGUUAUUGUCUCUCAGCCUAAAGAAUGCCACUUGGUUGCUGUGAGGGUUAAGAAAAAGUCGACCACUAUAGAAAUGAUGUGCCUCAUGGCACAUUGUGCCAUACCCCAGGGAAGGGGGACGGUGCUCCCUAUUUCCCCUGGACCCACAGCUAAGGGGUCAAAGAAGGCACUGACUCCCCUCUAGUCUGCUGCAAGAAUGACUUUAUUUCAGGUCCUCUCCUUCAGCAGGCCAGCCUCUGCCAUGCCCCAGGUUGGUCUCAACAGCAAGUGCAGCCCUUCUGUAGGCCUCCUCUCCUUGGGUGCCUGGCUUCCACGCUGUUGGCCUUGGCAGACUUAAGCCCAGGACUUCAAUGUGUUUGUGUGGAGGAAGGGAGGCCAGGUAAACUAUCCCCUCUUUGGCUUCACUGAGUGGGGCUUAAGGAGUCUGAAGAUGGCCCCUGGCAAGGAAACAAGGGCAGCCUGUCUCCUGAACUUCCACUGCCCCACUUCCCCAUCUCUGAGGCUUUUUAAUAUCCUCCAGGUCCCCCCCCCCUUUCAUUCCAGCUGAGGCCCAGCAGCUGCACUGCUUUGCCUCCCUCUAGCAGAUGAAUAAGAGCCUUGCCUAGCUCCUUCCAGAACAGGUGGAAUCUCCUGUCCAACUGUUGCCUCCUCAGCAGCUAUUGCAGGGUUGGCGCUUGGUGGUGGGGACUGGGGCAUUCUUAAAGUACUGGCAAAGGUCUAAGAAGGCCCUGUUGCCCAUCACAGACAUGGUUGGAUGAAUGCUGGUUCUAAUGCAACAUCCAGUCUGACAGGAAGAGAUUUAUUGUAGGCAGAGCUUUAAGGUAGGGCCAACUGUAUACAUAUUUGCUCAAAAGCAAGGCCCACUGAGUUCAAUGAGGACUGUAUCUUAGUUUUGUGUUCAAAAGGUUGCAGUGCUCACAGCUAAACAUGUUGUGUUUUUAAAGCAUUUUUUUUUUGGUAAGCCGGGGGCCCAAGUCUGUUCCUUCAAAAGUACGUCCUGUGAGUUUUCACAGAUGAGAUCAAAAGGAACAGUGUAGGGAGCCAGUGCUCUGUAGGAAGGAAAGGAAUUGGCACAAUUUGGGGCAGAGUAUGAUGUCAAUCUGCUGUUACAUCUAGAGAGCUCUCCAUGAUACAUUUCUGGCAUAUUGUAUAGUGCAUACGUACAGGGAAAAGAUGGGACCAAAACUAGAGAGUAGUGCAAAGGAAUCAGGAUGUGCUAGACGGAUUUUAAUUUUAAAACAGACUUGGGAAGCCUGCAGAAGAAAACUGUUUACAAAUACAAGUGGUAUUUCAAAAUACUAGGAUUAUCAACAUUCCCUUUCUAACAACUCUUUCUAACCUAUUGAUAUGUCACUGAGACCAUUUGGUAGCUUGGGAGUUUUUCAUCUGUCACAUGAUGAAUCCUUCAUGUCCCAUAAGCCAAAAGGUGCUUUGUUAACAACUUAUAGACAGUCCUCUUCAGUGUACCAGAAGCAUGGAAAGUGGGAUAGGCCUUUAAUCUCUUUUAAGUAAUAUAACCUAGUUCAGAUUGAAGAUCUGCCUCCUGCCAUUUCCAGCAGAGUCACCCUAGUUAAUCUCAUGACACUGCCGUUAUUUAAGGAGUUACUGUAUGGGCUAAAGGAGAAUGAUCCUACCUGUAUGCAAGGCUGUUCCUUUGACUACUGUUAUGUACCUCUUAGAUAGCACUUUUAGUACAAAGGGCAUUGCAAUGCAAUUUUUUGCGCCCCGUAAAAAUUUCAUCCUUAUUCCAGUUUUUAAGAUGAAAGCUAAGGCUGAGAGACAAUGACUGUCCACAAUCAAACAUACAAUUCAGCCUACAUCAAACUAAGUUCUGAAGUCUUAAGAGUUCCCACUGAAGGAAGGGCCUGAAUUGUGGAGCACCAAAACUUACUCCAAUGCCAGCCCCAACAGUGACAAAUAAGUAUUUUGUCCUUGAGUUGGUAUUACUACAUACUACUAGAUACUAGCCUAGUAUCUCUCCCUCUGACUAUUCCUUUCUUUUUGUUUUCCUGAAUCUGCAAUGAUGCCAUUCUUUGUGGUUUCUGGUCAGAACUCAGUUGUGCCUUUUCAGACACCAGGUAAGCAGUUUGAUGACCCAUGUGCCACUUUUGGGGGCACCAAUGUUGUCAGUGACAUCAUGUUGUAGAUGCUUCCCCCUCCUUCUCCCAGUGUCUCUCUUGUCUAGGUUGUACUAUUACUUCCCCUUUGGUGGUAAGGGUUCUUAUGGGAACUGCUUCUCUUUGAAAUUCAGAAAUGGGGUAAGACAUUUUCUUUUCUAGUAGAAAAGGCCUUUACAGCCAUAUUGGAGCCAUAGUUCUCAAGCAUGACUACUGUGUGCCUCCUAGAUUCAUUAGAAGAAAAAUCUAGACUGGAUAGACCCCCAAGGUCCAUGGAACCAUUAGGGAAGCCAUCUGGGGCAGGUGAGCAUUCAGCCAACUGAUCCAGUCAAGGCACAGACAAAAAUUGGCUGGAAGUCAGGUGGAGCUGUGCCCAUUCCCCAGCACACAUCCUGCCUUCCACUUGGGAGAACCAGGACAUUAGCAGAAAAGCUUUGUUUCCAAAGAAAGGGGCCAUGUCACAAAGAAAUGUCUGUUCAGAGGCUCAGAAAGAAAAUAGAAGCAUCAUCCCAGGGGUGGCAAGACAGGUGCUUGGAGCCAGGAAAGAAUUGGGCUUGAAUGUCUGAGCUAUUGCAUCAGCCAUCCUAGAAAUGCACCUGUGUAUAAUGCAGAAUCAUCUCAUCCAUGCUAUUGUGAUGAUAGUUUAAAAUGUUAAAUAAAUUUUAAGGAAAAAUA
Molecule: messenger RNA, 5895 nt
Organism: Podarcis muralis (Common wall lizard)
Lineage: Eukaryota; Metazoa; Chordata; Lepidosauria; Squamata; Lacertidae
Gene: STMN3
Product: stathmin 3
Biological process (GO): regulation of microtubule polymerization or depolymerization; microtubule depolymerization; neuron projection development
Cellular component (GO): neuron projection; cytoplasm
Molecular function (GO): tubulin binding
Source: RefSeq, a predicted model, not a curated record